AUGGCGUCUUCGACCGUCUCCAAGAUCCCCCAGGCGCACAAGCUCGCAGUCAUGAGCUUGUACUGGCGUCUCCUUAAGAACUCGGCGUCAGCUACCCGUGGGCCGGUCGGGUUCAUCUACAUGGCUCAGCGAUACAGGGCGGAGUUUGAGCGCUGGAAGAACACGGACCUCGAGGACGGGAAGCGUUUGCUGGAGCAGGGCGAGGAGCACUACGCGGCGACCAUCUGGCAGCCGUACAUCCGCCCGAACGCCCCGGGAUCCACUUUGUACGCGAGGAACCCCCCGCAGCUGACGUACCGCAUCCGGUACAUCCUCAACUACGACCGGGAAGGCUACGAGCCCGUCAUUGGGCCGUCCUACCAGGGUCCCGUGGAGCCGGGAGACUUCAAGGUGUACGACCAGGAGGAGAUCUGGGAGAUGGAGCGCGCGCGGUGGAAGAAGGAGCAGCUGGAGAAGGGGAAGAGUCCGGGGGAGGUGGAGGCCAUCCUGGCGCAGUCGCGCAAGGACGGGCAGGCGAUGCUGGGCGAGGAUCCGAACGGGAAGAACCAGAUCUCGUGGCUGGACAAGAAGUGGAACCUCGACUGGGGCCCGUACUGGCAGGACGGCCCCGACGGGACCGUGGCGGGCGGCAAGAUGGUGCUGCCGGAGAACAAGAGCUGGUGGAAGUGA
Molecule: messenger RNA, 669 nt
Organism: Pedinophyceae sp. YPF-701
Lineage: Eukaryota; Viridiplantae; Chlorophyta; Pedinophyceae
Source: the annotation of a GenBank genome assembly